Arthroderma uncinatum is the source of this 1326-nucleotide messenger RNA. Its product is annotated as ATP-dependent RNA helicase SUB2. Gene Ontology annotation, biological process: mRNA export from nucleus; mRNA splicing, via spliceosome. The transcript is spliced from 5 exons. Gene Ontology annotation, molecular function: RNA binding; RNA helicase activity; ATP binding. The record is from RefSeq and is a predicted model, not a curated record. The coding region runs from base 1 to 1326 and encodes 441 amino acids. Lineage: Eukaryota; Fungi; Ascomycota; Eurotiomycetes; Onygenales; Arthrodermataceae.
AUGGCUACCGAAGAAGAUCUCAUCGACUACUCCGACGAGGAACUCCAGACCACUGAUGCAGCUGCUGCCUCAACUGCGCCAGCUGCCAACGGCGAUGCUGCUAAAAAGGGCGACCUGACUGUAGCUGGAGCCGGCGCCGACAAGAAGGGCAGUUAUGUUGGUAUCCAUUCGACCGGUUUCCGUGACUUCUACCUCAAGGCAGAGCUUCUACGCGCGAUCACCGAUUGCGGUUUCGAACAUCCAUCGGAGGUCCAGCAAGUUUGCAUCCCAACAGCUAUUCUCAAUGUCGAUGUUCUCUGCCAAGCCAAAUCUGGUCUCGGAAAGACUGCAGUGUUCGCCCUGACCACUCUUCAUCAGCUUGAGCCAGUUCCUGGCACUUGUUCUAUCUUGGUCAUGUGCCCUACUCGAGAGUUGGCCUACCAGAUCAAGGAUGAAUACGCAAGAUUCAGCAAAUAUAUGCCUGAUGUCAAGACUGCGGUGUUCUACGGUGGUACGCCAAUCCAGAAGGAUAUCGAGAUCCUCUCCUCCAAGGACACCCACCCCAACAUCAUUGUUGGUACUCCCGGCCGAUUGAACGCCCUUCUGAGAGACAAGAAACUCUCUCUACGCAAUAUCAAGGCAUUCGUUUUGGACGAGUGUGACAAGAUGCUGGACCAGAAAGAUAUGCGUGCCGAUGUUCAAGAGAUUUUCCGUUCCACGCCCGCUGAUAAACAAGUCAUGAUGUUUAGCGCCACCCUUGCCCAGGAGAUUCGUCCAAUCUGCAAGAAAUUCAUGCGAAACCCCCUCGAGGUGUACGUUGAUGAUGAUACCAAGCUGACCCUGCACGGUCUGCAACAAUACUACAUCAAGCUCAGUGAAACUGAGAAGAACCGAAAACUGAACGAGCUGCUUGACAACCUUGAGUUCAAUCAAGUUAUCAUCUUCGUGAAGAGCACCGUCCGUGCAACAGAGCUUGACAAACUCCUCAGAGAGUGCAACUUCCCCAGUAUUGCUGUUCACUCAGGUGUUUCCCAAGAAGAACGUAUCAAACGAUACCGCGAGUUCAAGGAAUUCAACAAGCGUAUCUGUGUCGCCACUGAUGUUUUCGGUCGUGGUAUCGACAUCGAACGAAUCAACUUGGCUAUCAACUAUGACAUGCCAAUCGACGCAGAUUCGUACCUUCACCGAGUCGGUCGUGCCGGUCGAUUCGGAACCAAGGGUUUGUCCAUCUCGUUCGUCAGCGAUGAGGAAAACCUGCAGGUACUGAAAGACAUUGAGAAGAGAUUUGAGGUUGCCCUUCCUGAAUACCCCGAGGAAGGUGUUGAUGCCAGCACUUACAUGGCAUAG